This is a messenger RNA of Dioscorea cayenensis subsp. rotundata (Guinea yam), 1576 nucleotides long. RefSeq lists its product as uncharacterized. The record is from RefSeq and is a predicted model, not a curated record. The coding region runs from base 155 to 1393 and encodes 412 amino acids. The transcript has 6 exons. NCBI's taxonomy places the organism in Eukaryota, Viridiplantae, Streptophyta, Magnoliopsida, Dioscoreales, Dioscoreaceae.
CGCGCUGCCGUUGAGCGAGAGAGAAGCCCUUUCAUCGUCCCUUUUCUCUUCUCUUCGUUUCGAUCUUCGUGGUUUUCUAGGGUUUGAUCUCCGGCGAUCUUCCGAUUUCGAUCCGAAUUGGGGUUUUCUUGGUGUCUCGGCUUUCGAUUCGAGAAUGCUGGGUGCCGGUCCGCAGUUCGGCCGUGGGCAUAGUGAUGAUCGGUUCUAUAACGCUGCUAAGGCUCGUCGGAACCCUAAUCAGAGCUUUUUCAGGCCGCGGAGUUUGGCGGCUUCGUCGGCGCCGGUGGUUGGCGUGAAAGGCAAGGUUGUUGUCUUGGAUGGCCGUGUGCCGGAGAACCGCGCUGGAUCCGAACCGCCGUGCAAGACUGCUGCUGUGUCUUCAUCUUCCUCCGUCCCGGAGGUCCUCCCACCGUGUAAUCUUGCUCAGUUCAUCAAGUUCACCUCGCCUUCUGUUCCCGCUCAGUAUCCCUCUAAGACGAGGAUGAGGGAGUGGAAGACGGAGUUGUUGCCGUAUUUUGGAUUGGAGGAUCUUUGGGAGUCGUUCCAGGAGUGGAGUGCUUAUGGCGCCGGUGUUCCGUUGCUUUUGAAUGGGAGUGACUCCGUUGUUCAAUAUUACGUACCUUACUUAUCCGGCAUGCAAUUGUAUGUUGAAUUAAAUAGGCAGCGGGACAGCACCAGGCGACAGGGUGAGGAGAGCGAUGGUGAUUGUUGCAGAGAUUCUAGCAGUGAUGCUAGCAGUGAUUGUGAACGUGAGAGAUGCCUGAAAUAUACAGUGAAUUCGAAUCAAAAUCAUUUGGGAAGUGCCUCUGUAAUCAAAAUGGAAAGAUUGUCCUUGAGAGAUGAACAUAUGGUGCCCCAAGAAGAGUUUUCUAGCGAUGAAGGUGAGGCGGGAAAUGGUCCUGGCCAUCUUCUUUUUGAGUAUUUUGAACGCAGCCCUCCGUAUAGUCGUGAACCUUUAGCUGACAAGAUUUCUGAUCUUGCUUGCCGUUUCUCUGAACUGAAGACCCUUAGAAGUUGUGAUCUCCUGCCAACCAGCUGGAUGUCAGUUGCAUGGUAUCCUAUUUACCGUAUUCCAACUGGGCCUACGUUACGGGAUUUGGAUGCUUGCUUUCUCACUUUCCAUCUUUUGUCUACUCAAGUAAAAGGUGUUGGCAGUGCUACUGGGCCUAGUGUAUCCCAUCCUCAUGGACCAAACAGUGCUCCAAAGAUCUCUCUUUCAACUUUUGGUCUCUCCUCCUACAAGUUCAAAGGAUCCAUAUGGACUGCGAACUUUGGAUACGAAAGGCAAUUAUCAAACUCUCUGUUGCAGAAGGCUGAUACCUGGCUACGGAAUCGACAAGUUGAUCAUCCAGAUUACCAGUUCUUUGCCUCACAUGGUGCAAUCCGCAGAUGACGUUAGAUAUCAAUCUACAAACUUUGGUUCUCAAUCUCGGUCGCACAUCCAGCCGUCUCGUCCUAUCCAACCUGUUCCUUGGCACCACCAAAGUUGACUGAUAUUAAGCAGAAUAAAGGAACAAAAGAAAAAAAAAGAAAAAGGUAACGGUCUCCGCUGUUCGGGGGGAAGAAAUUAGAACCA